Choloepus didactylus (southern two-toed sloth) is the source of this 5374-nucleotide messenger RNA. RefSeq names its product polyhomeotic homolog 1 (gene PHC1). Gene Ontology annotation, molecular function: zinc ion binding; protein binding. The record is from RefSeq and is a predicted model, not a curated record. NCBI's taxonomy places the organism in Eukaryota, Metazoa, Chordata, Mammalia, Pilosa, Megalonychidae. Gene Ontology annotation, cellular component: nucleus; PRC1 complex. The transcript is spliced from 15 exons. Bases 1246 to 4320 code for a protein of 1024 amino acids.
CAGGACCUUUGGGGGCUUGGCUGCGCGGGGAUGUUUCUUCAGCCACCUCUGUCUGUGUAACGCCCCAGGUACCUCCCCCAGUUUCUUUCCCUGCCUACCUCCAGUGCUUAGCUCUGCGGUCCUUCGGCUCUGCCUGUCCAAGUCUUGCUAUUCAUUCCGCUGUGCUUAAUGCUAUCUGUCCGUCACCCUAGUUGCCUCUGACUGCUCAUUUCCUCAUUCAUUUUUCCUUCUCUGACUUUGGUUCUCCUAUACGAGCAUGCUGUCUAGUUAUUUCCCUGCUUUUCAUGGUCCGCGGGGUUCUCAGCCUUCUAUUCCUUGACUUCUCGGUCUCCCUGCUUUCCGUAUGCACAUUUUCCUGCUCACUUGGGUCAUUUCAUUCUUGGGACACCACUGUUUGCCCCUUCCCCAGUUGUAUUUGAUUUCUCUUUGGAACCUCAUUUUCAUCGAAAUUCCAUAUAGAACGAGAACCGCCCCCCACUCCCUCCGGGCAUCUACUAUAACUAUUCUUCAGAUUACUUCCAUUUCUUCGGCACAGUCUCCCUCCGCCCUCCUCCCCCAUGUCCCAUCUUUUCUCCAAGACAGAGUUUUAUUUUAUGCUCAGGGAAAUUGAUUGUCUCCAGUUCUUGACUCAGUAGGCCCAGUACCACUUUCCCUUCAGUAACGUUUUCUAGCUCUCUUGCAUAGAGUCUGUGCUCCUACCCAGCCCAACCCAUAAACGCUCAAAUGGUACCUUUCGGGACCAUGGCUUAGUUACCCUGGGACGUCUGCAUCUGCUGUUCACUCUAACUCUUCCAGUUUAAUUCUGAAAAUUUAAAUUCACAGUGCCUCUGCAACUUUUUGUGGUCUUCAUUUUCUGUAUUUAAUUUUACAGUUCCAAUGUUGAUCACAAAUGAAUAGAUUUAUGUGCCCAGGAUUCAGGAAUCCAGGUUUUGAGGACCAUUUCCCCUGAUUUUGUGGGGAGAAUUUAAGCCAGUCCCUUUCCAUCUCUAUUUCCAUUUCACAAUCUGAAAAACAAUUAUUAAUAAAAUAAGACUUCCUUUCUGGAGAUGAGGGGUCAUGGAGGGAAUGAGCAUUUUCACAUAUGAAUGUAGGUAUUAAGUCACUGAUAUAGCUAGUAAAGGGUUAUGAGUAAAGGGGUCUUGGUAUCUGAGUCCAGGGAACUAAGUCCAGUGAUCUGUACAACUAUGCCGUGCUACCUCUAAUCCUUACCCACUUUUUUUCUUCACAUGCUGAUAAUGAGGAUUCAUGGGUCUUGAGUCAGAGCACCAGCCUCGUGAACCCUGGACCAUUAUCAUGGAGACUGAGAGCGAGCAGAACUCCAACUCCACCAAUGGGAGUUCCAGCUCGGGAGGCAGCUCUCGGCCCCAGAUAGCUCAAAUGUCACUGUAUGAACGGCAAGCAGUACAGGCUCUGCAAGCCCUGCAGAGGCAGCCCAAUGCGGCUCAGUAUUUUCACCAGUUCAUGCUCCAGCAGCAGCUCAGCAAUGCCCAGCUGCAUAGUCUGGCUGCUGUCCAGCAGGCCACAAUUGCUGCCAGUCGGCAGGCCAGCUCCCCAAACACCAGCACAACACAGCAGCAGACUACCACCACCCAGGCCUCGAUCAAUCUGGCUACCACGUCAGCCGCCCAGCUCAUCAGCCGAUCCCAGAGUGUAAGCUCUCCCAGUGCCACCACCUUGACCCAAUCUGUGCUACUGGGGAACACCACCUCCCCUCCCCUCAACCAAUCCCAGGCCCAGAUGUAUCUACGGCCACAGCUGGGAAACCUGUUGCAGGUAAACCGGACCCUGGGCCGGAACGUGCCUCUAGCCUCCCAACUCAUCCUGAUGCCUAAUGGGGCAGUGGCUGCAGUCCAGCAGGAGGUACCAUCUGCCCAGUCUCCUGGAGUUCAUGCAGAUGCAGAUCAGGUGCAGAACUUGGCAGUGAGGAACCAACAGGCCUCAGCCCAAGGACCCCAAAUGCAAGGCUCAACUCAGAAGGCCAUUCCUCCUGGAGCAUCUGCCACCUCUAGCCUUUCCCAGGCCUCAAGCCAGGCCCUAGCUGUGGCUCAGGCUUCCUCUGGGGCUGCAGGCCAGUCCCUCAACCUUAGUCAAGCUAGUGGAAGCAGUGGGAAUAACAUCCCAGGGUCCAUGGGUCCAGGAGGAGGUGUCCAGGCACCUGGGGGCUUGGGUCAGUUGCCUUCCUCAGGAAUGGGUGGUGGUGGGAGUUGUCCCAGGAAGGGCACAGGAGUGGUGCAGCCGUUACCCGCAGCCCAAACAGUGACUGUGAGCCAGGGCAGCCAGACAGAGGCAGAAAGUGCAGCAGCCAAGAAGGCCGACGCAGAGGGGAGUGGUCAGAAUGUGGGCAUGAACCUGACCCGGACAGCUACACCUGCUCCCAGCCAGACACUUAUUAGCUCAGCCACCUACACACAGAUCCAGCCUCAUUCACUGAUUCAGCAACAGCAACAGAUCCACCUUCAGCAGAAACAGGUGGUGAUCCAGCAGCAGAUUGCCAUCCACCACCAGCAGCAGUUCCAGCACCGUCAAUCCCAGCUGCUCCACACAGCUACCCACCUCCAGUUGGCCCAGCAGCAGCAGCAGCAGCAGCAGCAGCAGCAGCAACAACAGCAGCAGCAGCAGCAGCAGCAAGCCACAACCCUCACUGCCCCUCAGCCACCACAGGUCCCACCUACUCAGCAUGUCCCACCUUCCCAGUCCCAGCAGCAAGCCCAAACCCUGGUCGUUCAACCCAUGCUUCAGUCUUCACCCUUGUCACUCCCACCUGACCCAACCCCUAAGGCACCCAUCCCCAUCCAGUCCAAACCAACUGUAGCACCUAUCAAGCCUCCACAGUUAGGGGCUGCUAAGAUGUCAGCUACCCAGCAACCACCACCCCAUAUCCCUGUACAAGUUGUGGGUACCCGACAGCCGGGUGCAGCCCAGGCACAGGCAUUGGGAUUGGCACAACUGGCAGCUGCUGUACCUGCUUCCCGGGGGAUGCCAGGUACAGUGCAACCAGCUGGUCAGGCCCAUUUGGCCUCCUCGCCACCUUCAUCCCAGACGCCUGGUGCACUACAGGAGUGCCCUCCCACAGUGGGCCCUGGGAUGACCCUUGCCCCUGUGCAGGGAACAGCACAUGUAGUAAAGGGUGGGGCCACUGCCUCCUCACCUGUUGUAGCCCAGGUCCCUGCUGCCUUCUACAUGCAGUCUGUGCACCUGCCGGGCAAACCCCAGACCUUGUCUGUCAAACGCAAGGCUGAGUCUGAGGAGGAGAGAGAAGAUGUCUCUACAUUGGGUUCAAUACUUCCUGCCAAGGCAUCUCCAGUAGCAGAGAGCCCAAAGGCCAUGGAGGAGAGGAGCAGUCUUGGAGAGAAAGCUGAUCCAGUGGCCAGUGGGAAUGCUAAUGCUCCAAGCAGUGAACUAGUAGCCUUGACCCCCGCCCCAGCAGCACCACCUCCUUCACUAGCCAUGGUAUCCAGACAGAUGGGUGAUUCAAAACCCCCACAGGCCAUUGUGAAGCCCCAGAUUCUUACCCACAUCAUCGAAGGCUUUGUUAUCCAGGAAGGAGCAGAACCUUUCCCGGUGGGUUGUUCUCAGUUACUGAAAGAGUCUGAGAAACCAUUGCAAACUGGCCUUCCAACAGCGCUGAAUGAGAAUCAGUCAGGUGGCCCCUUGGGAGGGGACAACCCAUCUACUGAGCUAGAUAAGAAGAAUCUCCUGAAGUGCGAGUACUGUGGGAAGUAUGCCCCUGCAGAGCAGUUCCGUGGCUCCAAGAGGUUUUGCUCCAUGACUUGCGCUAAGAGGUACAACGUGAGCUGUAGCCACCAAUUCCGGCUGAAGAGGAAGAAAAUGAAAGAGUUUCAAGAAGCCAACUAUGCUCGAGUGCGCCGGCGUGGACCACGUCGCAGCUCCUCUGACAUUGCCCGUGCCAAGAUCCAGGGCAAGCGCCAUCGGGGUCAAGAGGACUCUAGCCGGGGUUCAGAUAAUUCCAGUUAUGAUGAAGCACUCUCCCCUACAUCUCCUGGGCCUUUGUCAGUGAGAGCUGGGCAUGGAGAACGUGACCUGGGCAACCCCAAUACAGCUCCACCUACACCAGAAUUACAUGGCAUCAAUCCUGUGUUCCUGUCUAGUAACCCUAGCCGUUGGAGUGUAGAGGAGGUGUAUGAGUUCAUCGCUUCUCUACAAGGCUGCCAGGAGAUUGCAGAGGAAUUUCGUUCCCAGGAGAUUGAUGGACAGGCCCUCUUAUUACUUAAAGAAGAACAUCUUAUGAGUGCCAUGAACAUCAAGCUGGGCCCUGCCCUAAAGAUCUGCGCCAAGAUAAACAUCCUCAAGGAGACCUAACUGUGGCCUCAUGCACAAACCAGCCUAAGGCAGACACUACCCACUCUCCAGGUUAUAACCUGGUACUGGCAGAAACUUUGCAGGGAAGAAAGAGCUGUUCCAAUUAUGUAAAUCUUCUGUAGAGGGGAUUACUGAGACAAGGAAGAGAAAUGAAAGAGAUUGCUGGUGCUACAAGGCAGCAGCUUCGAAAUUUUCUCCGAGUUCUGUUUUAUUUUUGAAAAUCUUUACAAGUCUCACAAUCUCCAUUUACCCUAACCCAAUGUUUGUACAUUUGUAAAAGAGGCAGUCUCUUAGAUAUCUAGAGCUGCUCAGCCUUAUCCUGAAGUGGAGCAUCUAGCCAGGUCUCACUUUUCUAAAGAGAGGAAUGAACAAUAUGAUCAGGCAAGGAGAUGGGUGGGAUGUGGGUCGCCACCCCCUGCCCAAGAGAGGUAGGGUUUUCUAGCUUGUUUGGCGUAAGUAGCAAAAUCGGGUACUUCCCCUCUUCCCUCUGGAUUGUCCCACUGUAGCUAUGGCCAGAGAUUUCUCUUGUCACUCAACUCCCUUAGUAUUGAACAUUUUCACCUGCAUCCACGGCAGGGUCACCAAGCCAGUGUAGACCUGGUUGGCAUCUUUCAGACUUGCUGCAGGGACUAAAAGUGUUUGGCAUAUGGUGUGGCUCUUAUUCUUUCUGUAUCUCCUGCUCCUGUCCAAUUUAUCUGUUAUCAUCUUCUACUCUUUCUUUUCAAUUCUAACUCUGCUGUCCUAUAGCUUUAUAAAACAGGAGUGCGUGGGUGCGGCUGAGGUCAGGAAUAUAAGUACCUGCCUUAGGUGCUACUCCUUGUACAACAAAAAUAUUAAAUAUUUUUUUCUUCCUUAGUAAAUGGAUGAAAAUUGGUCUCAGUUGUCUUACUCUCUCCAGUAUCUACUUUCUUUCACACAAAUAACCAGGCCAACAUGGUUUGUUUGUUUUUAAUUUUUCAGUGUUUCUGUACAAAAAGUGUAGUUUUUUUGCAUUGUAAAACACCAGGGUUUGGGGGAGGGAGGCAAACAAAUAAAAGAUGCUUUUAUAACAUCA